Striga asiatica is the source of this 1164-nucleotide messenger RNA. NCBI's taxonomy places the organism in Eukaryota, Viridiplantae, Streptophyta, Magnoliopsida, Lamiales, Orobanchaceae. The record is from the annotation of a GenBank genome assembly.
AUGGAUAAAGGCUUGGGCGACGAGUCUUCUUCCAUUUCUUCUUCUUCAUCAGCUUCAAUAGCCAACAAUAGCAAUAGCAAUAUGGUUAUCAAGCAAGUCAACAAAAUUUCUCACAAAAUCGCUAAACCUAUGCGAAAACCUUUCCCCCUUCCAAAUCCCCCCUCCGCCGCCGUCGGCGCUCCUCCUACAAUCCCGGCUGUUGACCCGAACCCACACAAUUCGGGACCGGGUCAGGGUCCACCACAAUCGCAGCAGCCUCCUGUCUAUAACAUCAACAAGAACGAUUUCCGCGACGUCGUUCAGAAACUCACCGGCUCCCCCGCUCACGAGCGCCUCCCAACGCCGCCGCCACCGUCGUCGGCCACCCACCCGCGGCCGCCGAGCUCCCGCCUUCAGAGGAUCCGGCCCCCUCCCCUCGCCCAGAUUGGCAACCGCCCUCCUCAGAUCGCACAGAUCCACCCUCACCCCCCGAACGACGCCGGCCAUAGGCCCCUGAUGCGCGGACAGCCCCUCCCGCCGCUCCCCUCAGUUCAUCCGGCGGCGGAGUCCCCGAUCUCCGCCUACAUGCGGUUCCUCCAGAACUCCGCCUCCAAUGUCCCGCCUCCCCCCCUGUGGAACGGCGUCGCACAACCCGGCGAUUCUCUGCCCGUUCAGAAUGACUUCGGUCAACGGCCCCCUCCGUCGUUCUCGCCGCUGCAUCCGGCGGAGUCGCCAAUCUCCGCCUACAUGCGGUUCCUCCAGAACUCCGCCUCCAACGUCCCGCCAUCUCCUCUGUGGAGCGGCCUCGCACCGAUCGGCGGUGGUCCACGCCCCGAUUCCCUCCCGCCGCCGAACGAGCUUGGUCAACGCCCGCCUCCGCCUCUCCAGCCGGCUGGAUCUCCGAUGUCCUCCUACAUGCGGCCCAUCCAGACCACCGGCGGCCCCACAUCUGCUGCUCUUCCCCCGCCGCCGCAGCACCAUCCCCCACCUAUUCCUUUUCCUUCCCCCUUUUCAGCUAUGCCGCUGUCACCCCUCCCUUUUGGAUGCAUCCCGUCGCCCAGAUCUCCGUAUGGCAUGAUGUCUCCAGGCUUUCUUUUCUCACCGACGGCCCAAUUUGGGUUGCCACAGCUGCCCCCUCUGUCACCGACUUUCCCUGUUCCAAGCCCCCGUUGGAAGGGUAUGUAA